This is a messenger RNA of Cutaneotrichosporon oleaginosum, 2208 nucleotides long. RefSeq lists its product as uncharacterized. Gene Ontology annotation, molecular function: histone H3K79 methyltransferase activity; histone binding. Gene Ontology annotation, biological process: regulation of transcription regulatory region DNA binding; subtelomeric heterochromatin formation; DNA damage checkpoint signaling. NCBI's taxonomy places the organism in Eukaryota, Fungi, Basidiomycota, Tremellomycetes, Trichosporonales, Trichosporonaceae. Gene Ontology annotation, cellular component: nucleosome; nucleus. The record is from RefSeq and is a predicted model, not a curated record.
GUGCCACUCUCGAUAUGAUCGGCCACUUCCACCUCCUUUUGUCAACAAUAAUACACUUUCUCAUCUCCACCAGUCGCUUAUUACAGCCGCUUCGCCUCUCCUUCACGGUGUGAGGUCCUCGUCAUCGUCAUGCAGUCCUUUUUCGGCAACAAGCAGGGCCGGCCCACCGCAGUCUCCACCGUUACGGUCAAGAAAAAGGUGACCGUUCGGCCCGCCGCACCUCCUCUCCCUGGUCUCCCUCCACACAAGUCGGCACGAGCGGGCCCCUCGGCCCCGCGUCCCAAAUCCGAAUCUCGGUUGAGAGUACCCUCGCGCGGCUCGUCUCCCAGGCCGAAAUCGGCGGGCUCGGCGUCUCCUGCCCGCCCGCGCAAGACGCCAGCAGCCGAGAGGCGCGUCCUCCCCGAGUCGGACGACAGUGAGGAGGAUGCGCUUGACGCCUUUGACCGCAAGCGCCCCCGACUCGCCGGUGACGGCGUCACACCUGACGCUGGCGACGUGGACGUCGGGAGGAAAGUGUUUUGUCCCUCGCUCGUCGACGAGCGAGGCGAGUUCGGGCGCGGCUGGGCAGGCUUUGUUUCAUGCGAGGAGGCCGUCCGCGGCGAGGUCCGCGGGUGGGCUGGCGGACAAAAGGGAUCUAUGAGCAAAGGUGGCCGCGACAAGUAUAUUCCAUACUUUCCACAACCAGGCUUUGAGAACUCAGAUCCCAUUCCGUCAGUCGACUUGCGGUACCCCUCUGGAGCGGUGGAGAAAUUCAUCCUGUUGACUCCACAUUCAGCCUCAGAAUAUAACCCCAUUUCUGAGCUGAAGGCCGCUCUAGGGAUGAUCCUCAAGCACUACAUCCCCCCAUCUCACGCGCAUAUAUUUGGCACGCUUGAUGCGUCUGAUUACUUCGAGUCGGCUAUGCCCAGCCGACUGCAAACGCCUACAUCACUAUCCACUCCUCCUCCUGACGGCGCAUCGCCUCUCCCACAAACUCAACAAGAGACUAUCGGAGAGGCCUUGCGACGUGCACUUGCGCCAAAUCGUCGCGAUGGACCAGGGUUCGUCAAGGCGAUCCAACGGUUCAAUGUCGCACUGGCAGACCUGCAGGAGGACGGCACACUCGAAGCAUGGCUCACGAGCCGUGACUACCGCAUAUCGCGGAGCGAGUGGUCGGCGCUCAUCAACGUCGUGCAUGACUCUGCGUAUAACCGGGUAGUUGCACCCUUCGUGGAGCAACUAGCCCACCAUCCCAAACACCCCGAAGCUGUUGCAGCCGCCAUCAGCGAAAAGGAGGAUUCGUACGGCGAGCUAGGCAACACCUUCAUGAGCAAGGUCAUAGAACAGACUGGGCUCAAACCUGAUUCUGUGUUCGUCGAUCUCGGUAGCGGCGUUGGCAACUGCGUCUUGCGGGCAGCCGUCCAGGCCGGCUGCGCGAGCUACGGCUUCGAGCUGCUACCUGUUCCGUCGCAUUGUGCGCGCCGACAGCUGCGCGAGGUCCAGCGCCGCUGGGCCAUGUGGUGUCUUGAUGGCAACCUAAGCGUCGAGUGUCACGAAGGCGACUUCCGCACACACCCCGAAGUGAGACGUCGCCUCACCGAGGCAGACGUCGUGCUUGUCAACAACGAGGUGUUCCCGUCCUCGUUGAACAUGGACCUUACCCACCUCUUCCUUGACUUGAAGGAGGGCGCGACGAUCGUGUCGUUGAAGCCGUUCGUUCCAGAGGGAUUCCGUAUGAACGAGUCAAAUUGCGACUCGUUCGCUGCAAUCCUCCGCUCUACAUCGCACCAGUACUUCUCGGACUGGGUGUCGUGGAAGGGCGAUGGCGGGCGGUAUUACGUCCAGGUCGUUGACCGCACCCAGCGUGUCAAGUACGAGGAGAAGAUGAACGGCCGGCGGAGCCGAGGGUAGGGAAGCGGGGCUCUUGGAGCAAGUGAUAGAUAUCGUGUUGUACAGUCGCCCGUCGAUAGGGCGCUCUGUGUUAGAAUUGAUGCGUGCGCAUCCAUUUAUCUGCUGCACACGAUGUGCCUUCUGCGGCGUGCCUGGUAGGCUCCAGUGGGUCGCCGCAGUCCCACUAGCAGGUUGCGAGAGGAGAAGGCGAGCGACAUCCGGCAUCUGCCGAGCGUUCUCUCCUGCCCACACAGUCAGCUACCACUGGCGCUGGCACUUCAUCAGCACCCUCGUCAAUACAGAAUGAUGCAUGCUCGAGUGGUAGGGAAAUGAUACCCA